This is a messenger RNA of Guillardia theta CCMP2712, 1206 nucleotides long. RefSeq lists its product as hypothetical. The transcript has 3 exons. The coding region runs from base 1 to 1206 and encodes 401 amino acids. Lineage: Eukaryota; Cryptophyceae; Pyrenomonadales; Geminigeraceae. The record is from RefSeq and is a predicted model, not a curated record.
AUGGAAUGGCGGCACAAGGGGGAAAUGCAGAGGGAGAAGUCAACCAACGAGGCCCUUGCUUCCUUCGCCUCCUCCCUCACCAGGAAGAUGGCAGAGCUGCAGACAAACCUGAAGCUUGCCGAGCACAAGUCAUCCACCCUCCUCUCGGAGUUGGAGGGGCAGAAAAGCGCCAACUCGAAGCUGAACCAAGAGGCGCAUGAGCUGCGAGAGAUACUGGAGAAGAAGAACAAGUACAUAGACAAGCUGGACUGUGAGAUCGAAGACGCUCGAGGAGAGGCGAGGAGGCUAGCGGAAGUGGUCAACACAUUGCAAGCAGAAAACACUACGCUGAAGAAAAAGAUCGGCUCGUCAUUGCGAGAUUACAAGACAAGGACUGAGGAGCUGGUGAAGGCAAACCUAGAGCUUGAAAGCAUGACAGAGGCCUGCGAGUGCUCAUGGACGGAAGUGAAGGUCUUGAGAAGGAAACUUGAGAACCUAGUGGUUCUGUCUAGGAAGGGUGAGGUGAAAGAUUUGUCUUCUCUUUCGGACGUCGAAUUGUGCGAAAUGAUAAUGGUGGAGAUGAGGUCCUCGCAAGACCGGGAGAGGCAACUCGAAGGCCUCCUCGAACAUUCCCGCACGCUCAAGGAUGUUCUGCAGCAUGAGCUCAACAUGGCCAAGGAAUCCCUGGCGGAGUUCCAAGGCGAACUCCGAGUACAGAGCGAGAUCGGGCAAGAGAAGCUUGAGAACGAGGUGCGAACUCAGAGUCUGAUCAGAGACCUGUCAAGCAAGCUCAAGGAAGCACGUGAAGAAUUGCUCAAGGAAAGAUCGGAGAAAGAGGACGUUUUGCGCAAGCACCAUGUGCUUUUGAGUGAGCUCUCAUACGCAGAGACGGACUUCGCUCGAUCUCUCUCUCCACGGCCUUACGAUAUUUUUUCACAGUGUGUGAAGCAUCCAGUAGAUGACAAGUCGAAGACGUGGCAGCCAGCGAGUCCCAACUCUGAUUGUUGCAACAAGCAUGUAGAGUUGAACUCGGGAUGGCGGGUUCAACCUUCGGAGAAUCUAUCCAGCAAAGAUGUUCAAGGCUGGGCCUUUCAGAAACAAGAGGUUGCAAGGGAAAGGGAGAAGUCGCCUACUACAGCCAACGAGAAAUUCACCAUGUGGCAGAAGAAUGAUUUAGGACGUCAGCUGAGAGACAUACGAAUGCGGCUGACGUCAGCACAAAUAUGA